UUUUUUCUUUUCCACUUUCUGUUUUCAAGUUUUGUUAAACAGUAAAUAAACGAAUUUAAUUUUAGUUGUUUUUUUUUUCUAAUAAUCUUCUCGAGCGUGUUGUAUACAAAUAUUAAGCUUGAAUGCUUGUAGAUUCCACUUCUCUCUACUUUUUUUUCCUCCUCUUCUUGCUUCUUUUGUCUUUGUUAUUGAAGAUGGAAAGCUACAAGCGCAAGUUUUGCUUUAAGAGCUUCGUCAACGGAAGAGCAUUAGGUGGCCACAUGAGAUCUCACAUGCCCACUCUUCACAAGUUUAGCAUUCAAGAAGAAGAGGAAAGGCCGAGUCAACUCGGUGAUGAGAGUAAGUCGGAUGUUUCUUCGUCUGAAGAAGGACAAGAACAAAAGAUCAGUGGGUCGAGGGAGGAGAAGCAUCCAACGAUGGAUGAUGAUGGAAGCGAGACAGAGUCGUCGAGGGAUAUUGUUAACUUGAAACGGAAACGUUCCAAGCGAACUCGGAAACUCGAUUCGUUCGCGAGCAAGAAGAUGAAAACGAGUCAACUCGGUUACAAGAACGAGCCUGAGGCUGAGCCUCCUCAAAGCUCAGCUUCUGAUACAACGACGGAGGAAGAUCUGGCCCUUUGCCUCAUGAUGCUCUCGAGAGACAAAUGGAGGAAGAACAAAGUUAGUAGUAGUAAAGAAGUAGUGGAAGAGAUCGACGCAGAAGCAUCAGAAGGCGACAAGAUGAUUAAUCGAGCAACAACAACUACGAAAGGGAGAUACACGUGCGAGACAUGUGGGAAGGUGUUUAAAUCUUAUCAAGCAUUAGGUGGGCAUAGAGCAAGCCACAAGAAGAACAGAGUCACCAACAAAACAGAUUACGAUAUUGUGCUUGUUGCUGCCGAGAAGAGAAUCCAUGAAUGUCCGAUUUGUCUUAGAGUUUUCGCGUCGGGACAAGCACUUGGUGGGCAUAAGAGAUCACACGGACUAGGGAACUUGUCUGUAAAUCAUCAUCAUCAAGUACGGAUUGAGUCAGUGAAAGAGAAGAUGAUAGAUCUUAAUCUUCCUGCACCAACCGAGGAAGAAGAAGUCUCUAUGGUGUUUCAAUGAAUGCUUGAAAAAGGUAACAGACUUUGCGUGAUUCGGGUCGUCCAUGUUUUCGUAAAGUUUGAAUCUUUUUCUUUUUUACUGUUAUUAUUUAUUUUGUUAGAAAAUAAAAACUUAAAAUGUUAAUUUAAAUGAAAAGUAGAGGCUACUUUUACAUGUUCUAACGCCAGGUCUUGGCCUCACGUCGUGUUGGCCUUAAC
Molecule: messenger RNA, 1282 nt
Organism: Brassica oleracea var. oleracea
Lineage: Eukaryota; Viridiplantae; Streptophyta; Magnoliopsida; Brassicales; Brassicaceae
Product: zinc finger protein ZAT9-like
Exons: 1
Coding region: 123-1085 (320 amino acids)
Biological process (GO): regulation of DNA-templated transcription
Source: RefSeq, a predicted model, not a curated record